GUCUCAACCUCGCCUGCUUUCCUCCUUCCCCCUCGCGCCAAGAAUGUCGCAGCCCAGUGGUGUUCCGAGCCAGUCAUCCCUCCGGGGACGCCCGGAUCGGCAGGCGCCAUCGACACUGCCGGCCAUCUCGAGCAAGACGCGCCUCGGUGCCGGGUCGUCCAAGACGCUCGGGGCGGGCGGCUCGUCCACACUGAGCAGGAGCAAGAUGAAGUCGUCUAGCACCGAUGCCGCCGGGGGAGGUGAGGUGCGCGUGGUGCUGAAUGGGAAGGACGUCACGCCCAGGAGUCUGGUGGCCUUUGCGCAUGCGGCGGGGGAGUUGACGACGCCUGACAUUGACAAGGAAAGGACACUUGGUAAGACCCGAUGAAUGCAUGGACUUGUAGAUAUGUGUCUGUGUCUGUGUCUCUGUGUGUCUGUCUGUCUGUCUGUCUGUUUUUCGUCAUGCAGGUGAUGUGGGUGAGGAUUUGGCCGAGCUGGACGAGGGUCUGCCAGGGGAGCCAAAGGGUCUGUCGAUGGCCUUCCUGACCACCAAGGAGCGGCCCAAGGACAAGACCAGGGAGCGGGCGGGACUGUCGCCCGAAGAGCUGGAGAAACCCGUCGCCAUCGUGCUGGAGGAGACACCCACCAUGACGUUCUUCCACCAGCCCAGCCUGUGCGUGGCGCUCGACUCUGAGGAAUACUCCGUCGUGUCUAGCAGAAACAAAGGUGGGCGAGACACAUCUUUCUGCGUCAUGUGUCCAUGGUCCUCCCCCUCGCUGUCUGUCUGUCUGUCUGUGUCUGGGCAGUGUAUGACGAGCUGAUCAAGUCUCAUGAGGACGCGGACAAGUUCAACGACCACCACUGCCAGACUCUCAACCUCCCACAGAAGGUCAAGGAAGUCAUGGCCGCGCCCCCACACGCCACAGCAGUGGGCGUCACCGCCUCACCCUUUGAAAUCUUCAACGCCUUUGCCCAGGACCCUGUCCCAAAGUGGGCCGCCAGAUGCAAUGCAUGUCUUGCCGGUGGGCCGUAUCCCAUCUCAUCCUCCCUCUCUGUGUCUUGUAAUGUAGACACGAAGAGCUGCAGAUGGCGUACCAGAGUGACGCCUCAGAUCUCAUGAGCAAGUCCAUCAGCAAGCCCGGGACUCUGGUAGACGUCAAUGCGCAGCCCGCAGAGGGCCCUAGGCUGGGCACGAGGCUGCACAAACACGAGAAGGGCGGGCCGCAGGGACCGCUCAGCGCCACGCUAUCGGCACAGAGAAUCUCUAAGUGAGCACGCACCACUAUGGCCGUCUCGUCAAUCCCUCUCCCCGUCUGUCUGUCUGUCUGCUCAGAGAGAGUGGUAUGUCUCUGACGGUGCCCAAAGCGUCCUUCACCAAGGCCAGCCGACAGCAGCAGCAGCAGCAGCAGGGCUUGGACCGUGUGAGCGUCUCGUCAGGGUCGCAGAAGCCGCCCAGCGAGGCGGGUGUAUCGGACACCCCCGAGCAGCAGCGGAAGAAGGCCAUCAAGGAGGGCGAGGGGACGGACAAGGACGACGCCGCAUCGGACUUACCCCUCAAGGAACAGGACGCAAUGCCGUGGCUCGUCGGUGAGUCGGAUGGCACAUAACAUAUGGCAGAGAGACGGGAAUGCAAUGCGUUUGUUUGUGCAUGCAGGUGCCGACGAGGUCGUUCCGGCUGAGCUGAACGAGGCCCUUCGGGUCAUGGAACGCAUUGUGAGCCAAAACGUCUUCCACGACGCACACAUGAUCUAUCGGUCAGUAGCUACACACACACACGCCCAUCAACCUCCCACACACCUUUCCCCUCUUCAUCUACGCACGCAGCAACUACCCCACACUAGAGGAGCUGCAGUCCAUCGAAGAGGCCUGCGAGAAGGACUUCGCCUCUUCCAUGGCGGCCGCCAACAGACGUCGAUCGACCCGCCUCGAGAAAAGCGGCGUGGUGGCUGCCAGGGACGCCGCAGCCGAGAGGGAGAGGGAGGCCAAUGGGGGCGGGGGGGAGCAUGAGGAGGGGGAGGAAGAUGUGGAGGGGGAGGAGGCGCAUGGUGGGGGGAAGGUGGACCAGAGCGCGCCGAGACUGGAGGACCUGUUUUGCUUCGAGUGCCCCAACCUCACUAAGUGAGAGACCCGGGAUGGAAUGGAUGGAUGGAUGGAGGCUGGUUCUCUAAUGUAUUCACUCACUUUGUGUGUGCAGGGAUAUGUCAGUCACGUGUGCCGAAUGGAAUGUUGCAAACCAGGUACACACACAUACAUACAUACGCAUGUCUCUAUGUCUUGAUGCGUAUACAUCUGUGUGUGUGUGUGUGUAGGAUCUGUUGGCGGUGGGCUACGGGGAGAUGUCAGCGGUGCCGACCGAGGGGCUGGACGGCCUGGUGCUCUUCUGGUCACUCAAGAACCCCACCUACCCCGAACGAGUCCUCAAGUGAGCACACGCCACGCCAGGCAGUGUUACACCUGUGAAUCAUGUGCACGCGAACGUGUGUGUGUAUAUCAGGACCAAGACGGGCGUGACGGGUCUUCACUUCUCGUCUGUGCAUCCCAAUCUGGUGGCCGCCGGCACGCACGACGGCACCGUCGCCAUCUGGGACCUACGGUAUGCUCACCUCACCUUCACGUAACACACGAUCCAUCCUCCCUCCCUGCCUGCCUCUCCCGUCAGUCGUCCGCAGGACCAGCCCAUAUUGGAGAGCGGCGCGUCGAUAUCGGCCAACAGCGACAGAAAACACACCGACGUCGUAUGGGACCUCAAGUAAACCACACAGAGACAGAGACACACACACAGAGACAGAGACACACAUGAGAAACCACCGAUUGCAUCUCACACACACUUCCACACACAUGUGCAGGUGGGUUGACCAGGGUGCUGACAAAGUGCCCCGCGAGUUUCUGGCCUCGGUAUCGUCUGACGGCCGGGUGUACCAGUGGAAGCUCAAGAAGGGCCUCGAGCAGUCCCUGCUUAUGGCGCUCAAGCGCCUGUCCAACCCAAGACUCGGAGGCACCAAUGUCAAGGAAGGUCCGGCCCGCAGCCAUCCAUCCAUCCACUGUACCAUAUGCUGGGUGUAUUUGGUGUUGGCAGGGGUGAUAUUUCGCCAGGCGAGCGGGAUGUGCAUGGACUUCCCGCGGGGCGACUCGUCGACCUACCUGAUCGGCACCGAGGACGGGCUCAUCCACAGGUGCUCCACAUCCUACAACGAGCAGUACCUCGACACCUACUACGGACACAGCGGUGAGUCAGGAAAAUGCAAAUGCCCCCCCCGUGUUUUGAAGAGAGAGAGACCCACCCCCUCAUAUGGCAUCCAUCCAUCUGUCUGUGUGUGUGUAAUCAGGUCCUGUGUAUCGGGUGCGGUUCAACGACUUCUGGCCUGAGGCGUUUCUCAGCUGCUCCGCCGACUGGACCAUCAAGCUGUGGACGCUCAAACACACUGAGGGGCCUGUCGCCACCUUCCAGGUGUUCUUGUUUUAGCAUCUGUCUGUGUGUCACAUGCGCUUGCUGUGUGUUGUGUGCAGUCGACGGAUUUGUUUGACGCCGUGAAUGGGCUGACAUGGUCGCCGCACAACGCCACAGCAUUCGCGGCUGCCAUGGUGCGUCUCCCUUCUUAGACCCAUACGCGUGCGUGCGCUUGUAUGUGUAUAUGUGUGUGUGUGUGUGUCUCCCUCCCUCCCUCCCGCUGCCCUCCCUGUGUGUGUGUCUGGGGUCAGUCGGACGGUCGUGUGGAGGUGUGGGAUCUGUCGAUGCACAUCCUCGACCCCAUGGUGGUCCACUACCCCGGCAAAGCACACGUAAGUAACCAACCACACACCACACACACCAGCCAUCCACACAAACACACACACAGACAGACACAGACACCACUCUCCGCCGCCGCCUCCUCUCUCCGUGCCAUGGGCAGGGCCGUGAGAACCGUCGGCGAACAGCGGUUCGUUUCGCGUUGAACAGCCCGGUGUUGGUGGCAGGCGACGACCAUGGCGGUGUGGAGGUGAUGCGGAUGUACAACAUGGAGACGCCCAACUACUCCAUCAAGGAGCAGCAGGACAGACUCAUGGCAGUUGUACAUGCGCAAAAGAAAAAGUGAGUGACCUGUGUGUGUGUGUGUGUGAGUGUGCGUGUGGAUUUAUGUGUGUGUGUGUUGUUGGGAAGGAAAG
Molecule: messenger RNA, 4122 nt
Organism: Vitrella brassicaformis
Lineage: Eukaryota; Vitrellaceae
Source: the annotation of a GenBank genome assembly